AUGUUGGAAAAUUUAAAGUUCUGCAGACCAUUAAGUUUUAAAAUCAUUCAUAGUCUAGAAAAAAGGUUUAACUAUUUAUUUGAUUUAUCGUUGCCUAAGAGUAGAUGUUUCAUUCUAGCCUCGAUUAGUCAUCCUAAAUUUAAAUUAAGUUGGAUACCACCUCGUUAUAUGGAAACAUGCAAAAAACAAUUUUUGGACGAAUGUUAUCAAAUGUAUUCUAUUCAAAAACCAACUGAAGCAAUUUCUGAAAGCGAUAGUGAUUUGAGUGAUGGCGAAUUUUACUCAUGUUUACAAGAAAAUAAUGACGACUCCACAUCUUUCUCCGAUGGACCACUAGAUCAAAAUAAUUUUAGAUCUACUAAUGUUUCCCGUGUCCAAGCAUUGAAUUUUUUAAAUUCUAAAAAAAAAGACCUCUGUAUGUUGGAAAACCAUCCUAUUGUAAAACAAGUUUUUCUUAAAUUCAACACUACUAUUCCAUCAUCAGCCCCUGUGGAAAGACUGUUCAGUGGACCCAUUCAAGUUUUAACUCCUAGAAGAAAUCGUCUUAGUGACAAGACAUUUGAAAUACUACUAUGCUCCAAAUCAAAUAAGAACAAGUAA
Messenger RNA from Macrosiphum euphorbiae (potato aphid), 600 nucleotides. NCBI's taxonomy places the organism in Eukaryota, Metazoa, Arthropoda, Insecta, Hemiptera, Aphididae. The record is from the annotation of a GenBank genome assembly.